Messenger RNA from Aspergillus sclerotioniger CBS 115572, 2055 nucleotides. Its product is annotated as amidase family protein. The transcript has a single exon. Lineage: Eukaryota; Fungi; Ascomycota; Eurotiomycetes; Eurotiales; Aspergillaceae. The coding region runs from base 1 to 2055 and encodes 684 amino acids. The record is from RefSeq and is a predicted model, not a curated record.
AUGGCAAACAAAACAACCAUCAACCUCCUUAACGCCAGCAUCACCGACCUCAAACACCUCCUCGACACUCGAUCCAUCACAAGCGUCGAGCUUAUCUCUCUCUACCUCCAUCGCAUCGGCCAAUACGAUCACCGAGGACCACAACUCAACUCUAUCUCUCUCCUCAACUCCAAUGUCUUCGCCGAAGCCCAAGCCUCAGAUGACUACCGCGCGGCUGGAAACCCACCCCGUCCUCUAGAAGGCAUCCCAUUUACCGUCAAAGACUGCUACAAAGUCCAAGGCAUGACUGUCGCUGCCGGGUCACCUGCUUUCGCCGACCUAGAAGCGUCCUCCGAUGCAGCUAUUGUGGAAUCCCUUCGCAAGGCUGGAGCAAUCGUCUUAGGAAAGACCAACAUGCCGCCCAUGGCAGACGGGGGUUGUCAGCGCGGUCUGUACGGGCGUUCCGAGAGUCCUUACAACCAGAAGUAUAUGAGCACUGCGUAUGCCUCGGGUUCGUCGUACGGCUGUGGAGUCUCCACUGCGGCUGGCUUCGCUGCCUUUGGGUUUGCAGGGGAAACCGUCACAUCGGGUCGCUCGCCAGCGUCUAAUAAUGCGUUGGUUGCGUACACGUCUUCGCGCAGUGUCAUCCCGCCUCGUGGCAUGUGGCCGUUGUAUCCCACUUGUGAUCAAGCUGUUCCUCAUACUAGGACUAUGGUGGAUUUGUUUGACGUGCUUAAUGUUGUUGUGGCGGAUGAUCACGUUGCCGGUGAUGCGGAUUUCUGGCGUGAGCAGCCGUAUGUGUCCCUUCCGAAGGCUAGUGAAAUUCGCCCGGUGGAUUAUCACUCCUUGGAGGAUCCAGACGCGCUUCGGGGCAAACGAGUCGCUGUCCCGCGGUGUUUUAUUGGGGUUGAGGGUGCUACCCCAAAGAAUGCUUGCUCUGCUGGGGUCCGGGCUCUUUGGGACAGAGCACGGAAAGAUCUCGAGUCGCUAAGAGCAACUGUCAUUGAGACGGACUUUCCCCUGUUUGAGAAUUACACCAGACAAGAUGUCCCGGGACAGGCUAUGAACGUCCCUGGUCUUCCGAAGGAUUGGCCGGCUCUUGAGCGAUGUGACAUGAUUGCCCUGGGUUGGGACAACUUCCUUCGCAGCAAUGGCGAUGAGAAGAUCCCGAGUCUCACCUUUGCCGACGUUAACAAGAUCCAUCCGCAUACUGCCCCCAUGGAUGAUCCCUCUCAACACACCGAGUCGCAGAACCAGGUCCGCUAUGAAGAUAUGGUCGAGGUGGUGAAGCGACGGGGUCAAACUGGUCCUGUUGAUCUUCCGGGGUGUGAGGAUGCUCUCAGGGCAUUGGAAGCGAUGCGGAAGAAAGACUUGGAGGACUGGAUGACUGAGAAUGAUUACGAUGUAGUGGUGUUCCCGACCAAUGGCGAUGUCCCCUUGGCUGACUCGGAUGAGAACUAUGAAUCGAUGCUUGACGCACUGAGAGACGGAGUCAAAUAUUCCAACGGCGGUCGCUCUUUGAAGCAUCUAGGGGUUCCGUGUAUCACUGUUCCAAUGGGAAAUUUGGAGGAGGAAAAGAUGCCAGUCGGACUGUCCUUCUGUGGCAAGGCGUACCAGGACUCGGAUCUCCUGCGAUAUGCCUUUGCCUAUGAGACUGAGUCGAAGCGCAGGGAGAAUCCACCGUUGGCACCAUUACUGCUGACUGAUGAGAUGGUUCUUCCUAGUACCAGUCCGUCGUCUUCAUAUUCCGUCAAGCCAGACUUGAAGAUUGCAUCGACGGAGUCAAUCCACGAGGACGACGAGAACUUGGACAUUCGUGUGGUGACCGUGACUGGAACCUGCCAUGUGGAAGGCUCUGGGGCAAUAAGCUCACUUCGGGUCUUCACAAACGGUGAGCCAUCAUCUCCCGUAUCCUGGGAGGGUGAUAACUGGACAUGGACGGCUCGUCUCAGACGGCCCAAGAGGGAAGACCGAUACCCGCCACUAGGGAAAGUACCGAGGGAUCAAUUCAUGGUGGUGGUGGUCGCCAAAGCUGACAGUGGUCGGUCAUCUGGCUCGUUGAUCUUGUUUGAUUGA